Molecule: messenger RNA, 7394 nt
Organism: Oryctolagus cuniculus (rabbit)
Lineage: Eukaryota; Metazoa; Chordata; Mammalia; Lagomorpha; Leporidae
Source: RefSeq, a predicted model, not a curated record
CCAGGACAGAAUCCAGCGCCCUGACCGGGACUAGAACCCAGUGUGCUGGCGCCACAAGGCAGAGGAUUAGCCUAGUGAGCCGCGGCGCCGGCCUGUCCUCUUUUAUCUUAAACAAAUCUUCCUUAUCCCAAGGAACUUGCUUUUCCAUGCUUAUCAAAUGCCCAGAUAAUCUCUGAGCCUGUGAUUAUAGAGUGGACUAAUUCUAUAAAUAGUAGUUUUGUCAAGGAAUUUUCAACUAGAAUGGCAUAUUGUUAAUGGAUAAGUAAUACAUACAUAUAUAUGUAUAUAUAUUUAAUGCAAAAAAGUUUUAUUUUCAUAUUCUUUGAUGUUCUUAAGUACAUUCCAAAAUGUUAACUGUUCCUAAAUUUCAAUAAUAACUACAAAUUUAGAGAGUGGGGCCUUGCAGAGGGUGCAUCUUCUUACCUCUUCUAUCUUUCUGGGUCACUCCAGUGUUCUCUACUGCUGAAUCUCAUCAUUUAUCCAGAUGACAAGAAAUGUUUAGGCCGGCGCCGUGGCUCAAUAGGCUAAUCCUGUACCUGCAGAGCCUGCACACCGGGUUCUAUUCCUCGUCGGGACACCAGAUUCUGUCCCGGUUGCUCCUCUUCCUCUCCAGCUCUCUGCUGUGGCCCAGGAGUGCAGUGGAGGAUGGCCCAAGUGCUUGGACCCUGCACCCGCAUGGGAGACCAGGAGAAGCACCUGGCUCCUGUCUUCAAAUCAGCGUGGUGCGCUGGCUGCAGUGGCCACUGGGGGGUGAACCAACAGAGAAGGAAGACCUUUCUCUCUGUCUCUCUCUCUCACUGUCCACUCUGCCUGUCAAAAAAAUUUUUUUGUAAAAAAAGGUAUGUUUAAUGGAUAUAGAUUUAAUAUCACAAAGCUAUUGAGAAACAUAUGGAGAUAGAUUGAAAAAUGCCUGCAAAAAUCAGAGUUGGUACAAGACACAGCCAGGAGCUCAGAACUCAAAACAGAAAACAGUCUUCCACUUGAGAAGCAGUGACCCAAGUUAUUAAGUUGUUAUCUGCUCCCUCCCAUGAUAUACAAAGCAGGAAGUUGGAUAAGAAGUAGAGUAGUUAGGGCUCAAACCUGGCAUUCCAAUAUGCUACAUGAGUGUCCAAGCAGUGACUUAAUAGCUGAAGCACACACACACACCACUGUCUUAAUUUUUUAAGUACUUCACUGCACAUUGUAGAGUGAUAAGAUCUUAGUCCUUGUGUCAAGGCCUGUGUCUCAUUUAGAUUCCUACAAAAAGAAAUAGUUUCAACAUGGAACUAUUCAUGUUAAUAACUGGUGGAUAUCCUGUCUUAGUUUCACACAUAGAUAUGUACAUUAUAUAUUCUUUAUUGAAUGGGGACAUGUAUGUGUUCAGAACAGAGCUGGGAAAGGGUUUAGUCAUUUGCUUCAUCUACUGCACUGAAUGGAAUUCUAAAUUCUGUGCUUGAUUUCUUUUAAACAAUUAUCAGCCAAAUUUAUUUUAUAAUAUUCAGAUUUGUCUAAUUUAAAUAUUUUAGAAUUCAUUGCAUUUGUCUCUGAGCUUGCCUGAGAUUAAUUUUAUAAAAUGCUUUAUAUGCAUUAGAAAGAAUGCAUAUACUCUCACAUUUGAGAGUCCUUCAAAAGUUUCAUGAAAAAAUGAAAUUAAAAAUAAAGAGUAUAUAUUUUUUUCAAUGUCUACUCCAUCAAGUUCAUCAGGUAUCAUAAGUGAGGUCCAAUCAUAUAUUCCAUCCAAAUAAACUGAUGUUCCUGGCCAUGUUUCCUCUCCUGUUACAACAAUUCUACUAUGUUUCAGGAUAUUUAUCCUACUUAAAAUUUACUGAAAAACUUCUCUCUGUGCAGCUGACCUGGUUUCAAUAGUGUUUGCGCCUUUUGAGCAAAAACCUUACUCAACUUUAAUUUUUCAGUCACAAUGUUGUAAUCGGAAUCAACAAAGACAUCUGUGGCACUGUCUAUUGAUUCUUCUGUGAAACACUGAUCUUUCUCCAUCAAAACAUGAAGAUGAUUGAUUUUUUUUUUGCUCAGAAACACUGGAGUGGAAUUUCUGUACCUCUUGCCUUCAUUUUCAACAGUCUUGUUCCUCCUAAACUUGAUUAUUUACUUAUAAGUUUCUAGUUUAUCUGAGUCAUUUUCCCUGUAAGCUUUUGACAAAACGUAAAUACUUUCACCUUUAUUCUACCCAAGCUUCACUAGGAAGCGAAUUUUUGUAUUUGUUUCAAUUUGUGUUGUUCAGAUGCAGGCUAUGUUUCAACCUUAAUUUCUUAGUGCAUUAAAUCAGAUCCUAUACAGACAAGAUGUACCAAGUUAGUAUGAGGUUGUUUUGUUGCAAACAAAUGAAAUCAAUGAUUUUAAACAUAAAUGCAUUUUUGAAGACUGCAUGCAUGAAUAAACUAAAAAAAUCAAUUGAAUUUAGGUAGUGUCUUAGUUAAAGAAUGAAUCAGUGAACUCUAACACAAUUUACUGGAAGUAAUGCAGUCUAAGGAUCAAGAAGAAUGAAAAAAAUAAGAGAAUGAAUACAGUUUAAGAGACUUAAGGGAUUGUGCCAGUCUUAUGGAAUAGUGGGUUAAGCUGUUAAGCUACUGUUGGCAACAUUGGCAUCCCUUAUUGAAGUUCUGGUUUAAGUCCAAGCUACUCCAUGUUAAUGCACCAAAGAAAGUAGCAGAAUAUGGCCCAAGUACUUGGGCCCCUGCCACCCAUGAGGGAGACCAGGAUGGAAUUCUUUGCUCCUAGAUUUGACAUAGCACAGCUAAUACUGCUGCAGCCAUUGAGGAGUGAAUCAGCUAAGAGAAUCUCUCUCUGUCUCUUCCUGUCCUUCUGAUGUUCUGUCUGUCACAUACAUACAUAAAUCUUAAAAAGAGAGAGAGCUGGAUCAGCGCCAUGGUACAGUGGGUUAAUCCUCUGCCUGCAGCGCCAGCAUCCCAUAUGGGCACCUGUUCUAGUCCCGGCUGCUCCUCUUCCAAUCCAGCUCUCUGCUACAGCCUGGGAAAGCAGUAGAAGAUGGAUCAAGUGCUUGGGCCCCUGCAUCCUCAUGGGAGACCAGGAAGAAGUACCUGGAUCCUGGCUUCGGAUCGGUGCAGCUCUGGCCGUUGCGGCCAUUUGAGUAGUGGACCAACGGAAGGAAGACUUUUUCUCUGUCUCUCCCUCUGACUGUCUGUAACUCUACCUCUCAAAUAAAUAAAUAAAAUCUUUAAAAAGAGAGAGAGAGAGUUAAAGGACAAUGUCAACAUGAUUACUUAUUUAUUUUUGACAUGCCAGUAAGAGAAAAUAUAUCUUUCAAAAUGGCACAGAAUUUUUCAACUGGAGGAAAAAAAAAAUUCUCUCUGAGAAGCACAAAAACUCAAGAUAAAUCCAGGAAGACCUACACCCAUAUGCAUAAUAAUUAAGUAGUUCAAAAUUAAAGAUACAGUGUUGAAGGCAGUAAGGGAAAAAAUUGUCAUAUAUGAAAUAAUCUGUAGUUGUAUUUGCUUUUCUGUGCCUGGCUCAUUUUACCUAAUAUUGUGUCCUUUAGGUUCAUCCAUGUUGUUAAAUAUAAAGUGAUUUCCAUCUUUUUAUGACUGAAUGAUAUUCUAUUUGUAUGCAUAUGAUAUUUUCUGUAUCCAUUCAUCUCAGGUUUAACACUUAGUUUGAAUGUAUCUUGUAUUCUCUGUAUGGUGUUAUAAUAAAUAUCAAUAUCAGAAUGCAUAUUUUAUUGACUGAUAGGUUUCAUUUCUUUUAAAUACAUAUAUAAUGCUCAGAAGUGCUGAUUCUUGGGUAACUCCACUUUUAAUUUUUGAAGGCUAUUAAAAGGUUUUAUGACAAUAAUUUGAGCAAUUUAAGUAAAAUUCGUGUUUAUUUAAAAGCAAGAAUUCAGAAAAUUAAAAAACAGAAAAAUAUUUUAGUAUUCUGUUAUGUGAAUUUCACAGUAUUAAUCUCAGUACAUUUAUAGAUAUACAUAUAAUCAUAUAAAACAGAACCAAAUGUAUUAAUGAUAAAAACUUUGAAUUGAUGCAAACAUUUUUUAUAGAACAGUCCCUUGAACCACACUAUCCAAGAAAUGAAGAUGAGUUACAUAAUUAUUUUAUCUCUAAUGCUGUAUCAGGGAUAAAUCUAAUGCAAAUCACCUUGCUUGCCACUGCUCUUGGCACUGCUCUAAAAUCUGUUCAUAACACUGAUGCAUUACACAUGUAGGUCUUUGUCUACAUGUUACAAAAAUCAAUCAAUCAUAAGAGACACCAGGAACACUCACAUAACCACAAUAAUAUAUAACUUGGCUUUUCCACCUGCCAUCCAGCUCCAUAAGCCAAUGCAAGUUAUUCUUUAACUAUUUGUUACAUUUCCCCUUGGAUAUAACCAUGAAGAGCUAAAGAAAGAGACAACAAGUGAAGAGGAAGCAUUGCAUUUCCCCAGGAUGUCCAGGACAUGUGUCUCACUUCUGCUGCUGCUGCUACAGCUGAGUUGCUGCUUCAGCUCUGGGAGUUGUGGGAAGGUGCUGGUGUGGCCUAUGGAGUACAGUCACUGGAUGAAUAUGAAGACAAUCCUGGAUGCACUUGUCCAGAAAGGUCAUGCAGUAACUGUUCUGAGAUCUUCUACUUCUGUUCUAAUUGAUCCCAAAAAUGAAUCAGGAAUUAAAUUUGAAACUUUUCACACAUCUUAUACUAAAGGUAAAAUAGAAGCUUUUCUCUUAAAUGGGAUUAAUACACUUAUAAACGAUAUGUCAAGAGAUGCAUAUUGGGAAUAUUUCCCACUACUGCAAAAAUUAUUCUUUGAUUAUUCUGAUGUUUAUGAAAGUAUCUGCAAAGACUUGGUUUUGAACAAGAAAAUCAUGACAAAGCUUCAAGAAUCAAGGUUUGAUGUUGUUCUUGCAGACCCAGUUGCUCCCUGUGGUGAACUGCUGGCUGAGCUACUGAACAGACCCCUUGUGUACAGUAUACGCUUCACUCCUGGCUACACCUAUGAAAAGUAUAGUGGGGGACUUCUAUUUCCUCCUUCCUAUGUGCCUGUUAUUAUGUCAGAUUUAAGUGGACAGAUGACAUUCAUGGAGAGGGUAAAAAACAUGCUAUGGAUGCUUUAUUUUGACUUUUGGUUCCAAUUAUUUAAUGUGAAGAGGUGGGAUCAGUUUUGCAGUGAAGUUCUAGGAAGACCUGUUACAUUCUCUGAGCUAGUAGGGAGAGCUGAAAUAUGGCUUAUUCAAAGCUAUUGGGAUUUGGAGUCUCCUUGCCCACUCCUGCCAAAUGUUUAUUUUGUUGGAGGGCUCCACUGCAAACCUGCCCAACCUCUUCCCAAGGAAAUGCAAACCUUUGUGCAGAGCUCUGGAGAAGAAGGAGUUGUGGUAUUUUCUCUGGGGUCCAUGGUCAGUAACAUGACAGAAGAAAGGAACAAUCUGAUUGCAUCAGCCCUUGCCCAGCUUCCACAAAAGAUUCUUUGGCAAUUUGAUGGCAAGUAACCGGAUACCUUAGGACCUAAUACCCGGCUGUAUAAGUGGAUACCUCAGAAUGACCUUCUUGGUCAUCCAAAAACCAAAGCUUUUGUAGCUCAUGGUGGAGCCAAUGGCAUCUAUGAGGCGAUCCACCAUGGCAUCCCUAUGGUGGGUCUCCCUUUGUUUGGGGAGCAACAUGAUAACCUUGCCCACAUGAGGGCCAAGGGAGCAGCUGUUAGACUGGACUGGAAAACAAUGUCAAGUGCAGAUUUGAUCGAUGCCUUGAAGACAGUCAUUCAUGAACCUUUCUAUAAAGAUAAUGUCAUGAAGUUAUCAAGAAUUCACCAUGAUCAGCCCAUGAAGCCCCUGGAUAGAGCAGUCUUCUGGAUCGAGUACGUCAUGCUCCACAAGGGAGCCAAACACCUUCGGGUUGCAGCCCAUGACCUCACCUGGUACCAUUACCACUCUCUGGACGUGAUUGGGUUCCUGCUGGCUUGUGUGACAAUCAUUACCUACCUUGUUAUAAAAUUUUGCUUGCUUGUUUAUCAACAGCUUGUUACAACAGGAAAGAAAAAAAAGCAAGAUUAGAGCUCUUUCAGACCUAAGUCUAGCAGCCCUGAUAUGUGACAUCAUGCCAUUAGCUCAACAAUUAAUAAUGCAGGUGUGUAAAGACUGUCCUGCAGGCUGGUGCUGUGGCUCAAUAGGCUAAUCCUCUGCCUGCGGUGCCAGCACCCCAAGUUCUAGUCCUGGUCGGGGCGCCGGAUUCUGUCCCGGUUGCUCCUCUUCCAGUCCAGCUCUCUGCUCUGGCCCAGGAGUGCAGUGGAGGAUGGCCCAAGUGUUUGGGCCCUGCACCCACAUGGGAGACCAGGAGAAGCACCUGGCUCCUGGCUUCAGAUCAGCACUGUGCGCCAGCCACAGCGGCCCUUGGCGGGGUGAACCAAUGGAAAAGGAAGACCUUUCUCUCUGUCCACUCUGCCAUACAGUUCCUGAUCCCUGGCAUCAUCCUGGUCCAGAUCUGGCUAUUGUGGCCAUUUUGGGGGUGAACCAGUAGAUGGAAGAUAUUUCUCCAUCUUUCAUUUUUGCUUUCAAAUAAAUCUUUUCAAAAUAUCCUUUUACAAAAUUACCAUAGAGCUGGCACUGUGGCAUGGCAGGUUAAGCUGCUGCCUGCAUCACAAGCAUUUCAUGUGGGUGCUAGUCGGAAUCAUGAUGGCUCCACUUCCUAUCCAGUUCCCUGCUAAUGGCAUGGGAAAGAGGUAGAUGAUUGGGCCCCUACCACACAUGUGGGAGACCUGGAAAAAGUUCCUGGCUCCUGGCUUUGGCCUGGCCUGGCCCCAGCCAUUGAGGCCAUCUGGGAAAUGAACCAAUGGACAGAAGAUGUCACUCUCCUCUCUUUCUGUAACUCUGCCUUUCAAAUAAAUAAAUAAAAUCCGCUUGCAUAUGUAAUAGAUACCAAAUUUUAAAUGCAAUGUAAAUAUAGGUCACAUCUUUUUCUUUCAUUCAAGGUAGAUAUUUGAUUUUUCUCAUACUUAGUUUAUAGUAACAGAUCACCAAUAAAAAUGAUGAAUAUACAACAACAACAAAAAGACUGUCCUGCGCAGUUUAGGAGAUCUGUGCAUUCCAGAUUUAUCCAAAUAUUUAUUCUUAAAAAAGCAUUAAGGAAAUGCACCAUUCUAACUUUAGAUAUACUGAAACAAUUCAAUAUUAAUGAUGAGUUCUUAACUGAUUUUACUAACUUGAAGAAAGGAGACUCACUGGAGCAUCAGAUUAUUCUUUCAGAAGAGUUCCCAAGUUUUGUGUUCAUUUUCAGAAUCAUCUACUUGAACACUAUUCCACCAAGUAGAAAACAUGUGUACUUGCCAAAGGAAAUAUAGCCAGAUCCUUGAUGUAGGAGACAAGACAGAUUCUAUCCUGACAUCUUUUAAUUGGAAGAAUGACUCCAUGAUAAGCUGUACUCAAGUUCAACUAGGACAUGUGUGACAGAUUUAAAAAAGAGAGAGAGAGAGAGAGAGAGAGA